Messenger RNA from Pieris rapae (cabbage white), 2357 nucleotides. Its product is annotated as progestin and adipoQ receptor family member 3. The transcript is spliced from 7 exons. NCBI's taxonomy places the organism in Eukaryota, Metazoa, Arthropoda, Insecta, Lepidoptera, Pieridae. Gene Ontology annotation, molecular function: signaling receptor activity. Gene Ontology annotation, cellular component: membrane. The record is from RefSeq and is a predicted model, not a curated record. Bases 317 to 1345 code for a protein of 342 amino acids.
UUUUAUUUAGUUUAAACUUUAAAUGUGGUUCAAACACAGUGAAGGGUAGUCGUAUAACAAAAUACAAAAGGUCGAUAGGAAAUGAAAAUUUCGUGUGUUAAAAAUGUUACUAUUAAUUGUUUCACAUAACUUAUAAACGAAAUAUGUGAUCUUGUUAUUUAAUAUUCUUACAGCGGUCAAAUCGAUUAAAUGUUUUAUUAUCAGUUCAAGUUGUAGUAGCAAUUAGCAAACGUUCUACGUCUUGUGUAGUAUGUACAUUAGUGUUAACUGAAUUUGAGAACAUUUUAUAAAAUACAGUACCACAAAGCAUUCGAAAAUGUCUCUUACUAUGACAAAAAAGUUAUGUGAGAGUCAGACAGAAACUGUACAAUUUAUGGCAAUUGAAAAAAUCCAAAAGAAUUGUAAUCAAGAAAAAGAUUGCUGUAGUGGAAAUACAUUACUACGGAGAGGAAAAAAAUUAGAAGACAAUAAUAAUUUGUCAAAAGAAGACAUAGAAUAUAUUAAUUACAGGCAACUUCUCAAGUUUGAACAGGCACCAGUGUAUCUGCAGCAUAAUCCGUUUAUCAGAGAUGGCUACCGGAAAUUGCUACCAACAAGACUCUGUUGGGAGAGCAUAUUCUGGUGGACGAACGAAACGAUGAAUAUAUGGACACACAUAUUCGGUUUCUUUCUGCUGGGGUCGUUGACAAUCAACGAUCUUGCUAUAAUAAACAUACAUGCAACUGUAACGGACAAGACCGUCGCUGCGAUACUUUUCUCAUGUUUUCUAAUAUGCAUGGCGCUAUCGGCUCUAUAUCACACGUUCUCGUGUCGUUCAGAGACGGAUUACAACACGUUCCUAAUGUACGAUCUCUUUGGAAUCGCUCUCUCGCUGCUGGCUAUAUACACGUCGGGCAUUUACUACGCAUUCUGGUGUAAUCAUGGCCUCCAAACCUUCUACAUGCUGUCUGUGACCCUUAUCUUCACGGUGGCGAUGCUGCUACAGGUGCCCCGUUUUGAGGUCCCUUAUAUUGUGAAGAUGUGUGUGUUCAUUGGAUGGGCGGCGUAUGGUGUCGUACCUACUAUGCACUGGACUUAUGUUAUGGGCGGGUUUCAUAAUCCUAUGGUUGAGAUGUUUUUCCCCCGUGUUAUUGGAAUGUACGUAAUAAGUGGAACUGCUUUUGCAAUUUAUGCAUUUAAGAUUCCCGAACGUUGGUACCCAGGAAAGGUGGAUUACAUCGGCCAUUCUCACCAAUGGUGGCAUGUUCUAGUUCUAGGCGCUCUUUACUAUUGGCACAACACAGCCAUGAUGUAUGUACAAUAUCGUAUGAACCACGGUUGCGCUAAUAAUAUGAGAAUAUUCUAGUACGGACGUCCUUCAUAUUAGAGAAUAUUCCAAAUACAAUUCUUUAUUUAAAAAAUUAUGUUGCGUCAUUCCAAUCAUUCAGUAUAUUCAUUUAAAAUUUGUUUUUUUUUUAAAUUUAUUUAUUAGCCGGAUACAAAGUCCAUUGGCACAUUAAAAUUUGUUUAUUCCAAUUUUUGCCACAUACUAGUAUUAUUCACAGCUACAAAAAUUUUAAAUUUAUAAUAACUAUGUUGCGACAUUUCAAAAUAUUACAGCAUACUUAUAUUUAAAAUAAUAUUUGUUGCAAUAAUCUUGAACAUUCCAAAUUUAAAUAUUUUAAUGUAUUGCAUUUUAUAGGAAAUCUGAUUCGAUAUUGUUCUGCAAGGGGCUGCUCUAUAAACAUAGCCAAUGAUCAAUGUUAUAUAAGAUCAAUUAUUCAUUGAACGUUAAUUCUAGUUAAACAAUCCAAACAUCAUAGUUUGACGUUAAAAUAUAAGAAGCUAAUAAUUGCUCUCAAACCAAACGUACCUUAAAUUAAUUAAUAGAAUUAUUAUUAAAAAAAUGAAAGAUCAAAUAUAUAAUAUUUUGGAUAUUGACAACUGUCUACAGUUGUUACAAUAUGGCCGCAAAUUGUUUAUGACAGCUAUUUUUAAUGUCAUUAGAAUUAUAUAAAUUAUGAAGAAUUUUGCUCAAGUGUUAUUAAUAAUGACAAAAUAUUUUUAUAUAUUAUUAAUUAAAAUUAAAUAUUGAGUUUUAAAUUUAUUUAGACAUAAGCAGCUAUUUAUUUGUAAAUUCCAUUUAUUUGUCUUGUGAAAUUAAAUUUCAUAACUGAAUCAAUUCCAGUACAAACAUGAUUGAUGAAUUUGUAACAAAAUCUCUAAACAAAUGAUUCAAAAAUGUUUGUGCUAUUAAGAUCUGAUUUUUACUUCUUAGCAUUUAUAAUGACCACCUGUGAUCACUUUCUUACUUUUUAAUUUUUAUUGUUUUACGGGGCUGAAAUUGGGUAUAAAUAAAAAAUAUUUUUAUACAAUGA